Molecule: messenger RNA, 1957 nt
Organism: Cryptomeria japonica (Japanese cedar)
Lineage: Eukaryota; Viridiplantae; Streptophyta; Pinopsida; Cupressales; Cupressaceae
Product: integrin-linked protein kinase 1
Exons: 12
Coding region: 140-1531 (463 amino acids)
Biological process (GO): protein phosphorylation
Molecular function (GO): protein kinase activity; ATP binding; protein binding
Source: RefSeq, a predicted model, not a curated record
UUUAAGUGCAUCAAAGGUCCCACCCAGUAAUGGAAAACGUGAAAUGCAGUAGGAAGUACAAGGAAGGGGAUUGGGGUAGGUCAAACAUUGAUGGCGUCCAUGAGUAAGGUGGGAUAGACAGAGCACGUUGGAAAUUAGAAUGGAGGUGGCAAGGAAGGUUAGCAGGCAGUGGUCGCUGGGGAGCAGGCAGUGGUCACUGGGGAGCAGGCAGGCAACGCUCUCGGGGAAAUGGAAGCUGAGCUUCGGGAGGCAGUCCUCGCUGGACCCCAACAAGAAGAAUGGGACCGUGGACGUGGAUUUGUGCGUUCCCGAGCAAUUGGACGCCACGAUGCAGAUGUUGUUCCUCACUUGCAGAGGCGACGCAGAGGGUGUGGAAGCCCUGCUGGAUCACCACCAUCCGCCCCUCGAUGUCAACAGCGCUGAUUUUGACGACAGGACUGCGCUGCAUGUCGCUGCUUGCCAAGGUCAUGCUCAUCUUGUCCAUCUCUUGAUCUCCCGUGGCGCCAACGUCAAUGCCAGGGAUCGCUGGGGCAGCACGCCACUAGCUGAUGCAAAGUAUUAUGGCAACACCGAAAUAUGCAAUAUAUUAAAAUCAAAUGGAGCCAAAUCACCUAAAACACCAAUGAGUGUAGCGAAUCCCCAGCAUGUUCCUGAAUAUGAAUUAAACCCAGUAGAAUUGUCGUUUCCACGUAAUGCAGACACAUCAAAGGAUAGCUAUCAGUUAGCAAAGUGGAAUGGUACAAAAGUUGCCGUAAAGAUUCUUGAUAAGCAUUAUUGUUCCGACUCUGAAAGCAUGAAAUCAUUCUGCAAUGAAUUGACACUGCUGCAAAAAAUUCGACAUCCUAAUGUGGUUCAAUUUAUUGGUGCUGUUACUCAAAAUGUUCCAAUGAUGAUCAUUGCAGAAUACCUACCAAAUGGAGACUUGAGCAGUUACCUUAAAAAGAAAGGGCGUUUACAACCUGUAAAGGCAGUGAGAUUUGCACUUGAGAUUGCCAGAGGAAUGAACUAUCUUCAUGAGUGCAAGCCUGGGGCAAUAAUCCAUUGUGAUUUAAAGCCAAAAAAUAUAUUGCGGGACAGUGGGGGGCAUUUGAAAGUGACAGAUUUUGGACUUGGUAAAUUAUUGAAGGUGUCCUCUGAUAAGGUUAAAGAAUCACAUAUCAGACCUUUGAAUGAUACAUCACGACUAUACAUGGCACCGGAGGUUUACAAAAAUGAAGACUUUGAUAGAAGUGUGGAUGUUUUCUCUUUUUGCCUGAUACUUUAUGAGAUGAUUGAAGGAACUGCUCCUUUCCAUCCAAAUUUACCAGAAGAAGCCUCUAGGAUGAUGGCUUUGGAGGACAAAAGACCACCCUUCAAACUCAAAUCAAAGAAUUGUCCUGGUGAACUAAAAGAGUUGAUUCAGGAAUGCUGGGACAGGAAUCCAUUGGUGAGGCCUACUUUUGCUGAGAUAAUUGUAAGACUAGAGAAAAUAAAGCCCUUAUGUGAAAAGCAUAAGUUUUGGAGUGGAGCAUUCAAAUUUCCAAGUAUCUAAUCCAGGAAAAUUGAGAAUUAAGCAUCGGAUUUGCUCUUCCUAAUUGGCUCCUCACAGGAUUGGUGCUGUUAAUUCGAAUGAAAUGAAAUGAGCACAGUAUACUUUUCAAAAAGAUACAUGUUAUACAAGAGAUUAUCGGAAUGCCAAGAGUAUACUUGCUCAGAUGUUAGAUCUUUUGGAGUUUUCACCCCAAUCAUCAUUGAAGGAUUCCUGCUGCAAAUAAUACCAAAAUGUUAUAAUUCUAUUAAGGAUGGAAGUAACAUGGUCUUGGACUAAUAAGCAUAUUUUAUAGCAGGCCAUAAAUUUUUGUCCAGAUGGACGGACAUAAGAUAUUUCUGUGUGUAUCACCUAAAUUGAAUAAACUAUGGGGAAUACCAUUAUUAAUUCAAUCCUUACCAAUAAAUAUAGUAGUUGAAUAUUCUUGAA